GUAGCACUACACAGACUACACACCAAACAUCAGUGUCAAAUUUUGCUAAAACAAAGUACCGAAAUUGAAUCGAAUUGUUGUGUUUAUCGAGUGUAUAGCAGGAAUAGAAUUUAAGAAAAAUGGAUUUGAUUAUAGCUAAUGUCGAUCACAUCGAAUUCAAGAUCGAACGGGACUUAAAUGAACAAUUCGGAGCAUUGCCACUGCCUUUUCCCGGCAUGGACAAGUCGACUGCUGCGGUUUGUCAAUUUUUCAACCGGAACGAUGGUGCCGAAUGCAUGCACGGCUUGUCCUGUCCAUUUCGUCAUAUCCGUGGUGAUCGCACAAUUGUAUGUAAACAUUGGCUUCGUGGCCUGUGCAAGAAGGGCGAUCAGUGUGAAUUCUUGCACGAGUACGAUAUGACCAAGAUGCCUGAAUGCUAUUUCUACUCACGAUUCAAUGCCUGCCACAACAAAGAGUGUCCAUUCUUGCAUAUCGAUCCAGAGAGUAAAAUCAAAGAUUGUCCUUGGUACGACAGAGGAUUCUGUAGACAUGGGCCACAUUGUCGACAUCGUCACGUCCGUCGAGUACUAUGCACAAAUUAUUUGGCCGGCUUCUGUCCGGAUGGUGAAUUGUGCAAGUAUAUGCAUCCACGGUUUGAGCUGCCACCAGCACCAGAAAUACCAAAAGAUCAAAUAAAACGACCGCCGACUUGUCAUUUCUGUGGUGAAUUGGGUCAUAAAGCUGUACAUUGUCAGAAGAUGCCGCCGGAGCAACGUGAAGCCUCACUACGCCAGGAAGAAGCCAAAUUUCGAGCACUUGGUUACAUGCGACAUACGCCGAACGAAGAACGCGGUCCACCUCGACCACUGGAAGAAAUUACAUGCUACAAAUGUGGAUCGAAAGGACAUUACGCGAAUAAAUGUCCCAAGGGGCACUUGGCCUUUCUAUCGAAUCAUCAUCAAAAUAAAAAUCCAGCCCAUCAAAGCGUUAAGUAACAAGUUUGUAUAUUUCGAAAAAAGAAAAGAAAAAAUUAUUCGGGAAAGAAAGA
This is a messenger RNA of Bradysia coprophila, 1027 nucleotides long. It is a transcript of the gene Clp, whose product is annotated as Cleavage and polyadenylation specificity factor subunit 4. The record is from RefSeq and is a predicted model, not a curated record. Gene Ontology annotation, molecular function: zinc ion binding; RNA binding. Lineage: Eukaryota; Metazoa; Arthropoda; Insecta; Diptera; Sciaridae.